Molecule: messenger RNA, 1615 nt
Organism: Hyaloscypha bicolor E
Lineage: Eukaryota; Fungi; Ascomycota; Leotiomycetes; Helotiales; Hyaloscyphaceae
Product: ammonium transporter mep2
Exons: 3
Coding region: 46-1404 (452 amino acids)
Biological process (GO): ammonium transmembrane transport
Cellular component (GO): plasma membrane
Molecular function (GO): ammonium channel activity
Source: RefSeq, a predicted model, not a curated record
UUCAAACUCUUUCCUAACAAAACCCAGUCCGGCGACAUCGCCUGGAUGCUCACCUCCUCCGCCCUCGUGCUCCUCAUGAUUCCCGGCGUUGGAUUCUUCUACUCCGGCCUCGCACGGCGCAAGUCAGCUCUCUCGCUCAUCUGGCUAUCCUGCAUGUCUGUCGGCGUCGUCUCCUUCCAGUGGUUCUUCUGGGGCUACUCCCUCACAUUCUCGCACACGGCGGGUUCUUUCAUUGGUGAUCUUCAGAAUAUCGGGUUUAGGAAUGUAUUGGGCGCGCCCAGUGUGGGCAGUCCGAAGAUCCCGGAUUUGCUGUUUGCCAUUUAUCAGGGGAUGUUCGCUGCUAUUACUCCCGCCCUCGCCAUCGGCGCUGCAGCAGACAGAGGCCGCAUGCUCCCCUGCAUCGUCUUCAUGUUCAUCUGGUCCACCAUAAUCUACGACCCGAUCGCGUGUUGGACCUGGAACCCGGCAGGCUGGACCUUCAAAAUGGGCGGCCUCGACUUCGCUGGUGGAACUCCCGUGCACAUCUCCUCUGGCGCCGCUGCCCUCGCAUACAGCGUUAUGCUCGGCAAGCGCAAGGGCUACAGCGAGGUCUCAGGCCUCCCGUAUAGGCCGCACAAUGUCACGCAUAUCGUGCUCGGCACGGUCUUCCUCUGGGUCGGCUGGUUCGGCUUCAACGGCGGCUCAGCACUCGCUGCUAACAUGCGCGCGGUCAUGGCUUGUGUGGUAACGCAUCUCGCUGCUUCCGUGGGCGGCGUCACUUGGGUCCUCCUCGAUUACCGUCUUGAGAAGAAAUGGAGCACAGUCGGCUUCUGCUCAGGCGCCAUCUCCGGCCUCGUGGCUAUCACUCCUGCAUCUGGUUUCGUCCCGGCCUGGUCGGCGGUUGUCUUCGGUGUUGUGGGCGCGAUCUGCUGCAAUUAUGCCACCAAGCUGAAGUAUGUCAUUGGUGUUGAUGACGCGCUUGAUAUCUUCGGGGAGCAUGGCGUUGGUGGUAUCGUCGGCAACCUUCUCACCUCCUUCUUCGCUGCCGACUACAUAGCGCAUCUCGACGGCUUCUCCGAGAUCCCCGGCGGCUGGCUGAACGGGCACUACAUCCAACUCGCAUACCAGCUCGCCGACUGCGUGACCGGCUUCUCGUACUCCUUCUUUGGCACCUGCAUCAUCCUCUUCCUCAUGAACCUCGUUCCCGGCCUUUCGCUCAGAGUCAGUGCGGAUGAGGAGGAGCUCGGAUUAGACGAAGCGCAGAUUGGCGAGUUUGCGUAUGAUUAUGUUGAAUUGAGACGCGAGUUCUCGGAUGUGAUUUUUGGCGAGGAGGGCGAGGGUCAGCUGGGAAGUGAUGGUGCGGCGAGUAUUAAGGGUGCGGGAAAGGUGGAGGGCGAGAAGAGCGUGCCGCUUGAGAGUGUUUAGAUGCCUCGAAGGCUAGACAGAGGGGGAAGUGGUUGAAGAUGGGGGAGGGGUUUUGUAAGGCUAUUUUGAGUCGGGUACGCUGAAGAAUGGGUAUCGUUUGGUGUUCUGGUUUAGGAGUAGGGCAUGUCAUGUUGCGUCCUUCGUUUGUUUGGGUAGCCAGAACCAAUACGAAGACUUACAAAUUCAUCCUGCAGGUCUUGUUGAACGAGGC